GAUCGGCGUCUUAUUGCUUCAUUAACAACGGUUGUAACAACGUCGCGAUACGGACUUAGGAACCUUGUAGCAAGAGUCCUUUUGUCAUCUUAUAUGACAAAUCUAAAUUAAUUUUUAUCUGUUAUUUAUUUGAAUCUCUAUGAGAAACCCUUCUUUAAUUACUUGUAUGACCGGUCGUAAUUUAAUUCACCUAAAACGCGUCUUAUGAUUGAUUUAGUCGAUGAUUCGAACUUAUUGUAAUUGACAAAAGUUCCUUCUGAAUCGAAUCUCAUUUGAGCUGUCAUCUCUCUCACACAGACCAAAGAAAUACCAAUAAUACCACCAACUUCAUAAAAUACUUCAGGCUGUCUUCAUUUUCUUCAGUUUGAAAAAAACUAAAAAUAAAAACAACAAAAACCCCCCAGAACAAAAAUGUCUGGAAUUCAUGUGACUCGAUUGGAAAUAUCUCCAUUAGUAGCACUGCUUAAUAUGAUCAAAAACAACUACUUUGAGAAACCUGAAGUAUUUCGGACCCUCGUUGCUGUUUUGCAUGACUAUAACCAUUGCCUAAAUUCGGCUAAAAAGGUGGUGAAAUAUAUUCAGCUGUUGCUGUCUGAUAACAAUGACUUGGCUCAUUGCUUGUUAAGCCUUCUGCCCAAGAAACCAAUUGCUUGUGACCAGAGUUUCAACUCCAUCUGUAACGUGAACCCUUAUUCCGGUGUUUCAUCUGUAGUUCUACAAGGAUUUAACGACAGCUCUGUUCUUCUGACAAACUCCUAUCCUCAUAGCAAGCCAGCGAUUAUCAUCUGUCACAACUGUUACAGUCCCAUUAUGUUCAACACUCAUUAAUGUCCUGUGCCUUCCAAAUACGCUGUCAUCCAACAAGGCAGACUGCUGAUAACAAUUUCACAGAACCCUAUGCACUCAAUACACAAUGUGUGCAGUCUUCCAUUUGGGUCAUUUGUUUCAACUAAAAGUUUGGGAGUUUUUCUUUCAAAGUAUCCUUCAACUAAAUACAGCAAACGUCAACAGAAGAUAGAUAAGCUCCUUGUGAGUUGAAUACACAAGCCAAUUUUAAUUUCCCCCAUAAAAUCCUUGAAGUCACAACUUCGUAUUUUGCUUCCCUUAACAGCAUAGAAACCCAGUAUUUUUUUCUAUAGCUAAAAGUUUCUUUCCCCUGUCAAUAAGAUGAAAUUUGAAAAUAUUUUGGCAGUGUUGUAGUGUUGCUGUUAAUGAUAAUAAUAAUAAUAAUAAUAAUAAAGUUAAUAAAUGACCAC
This is a messenger RNA of Octopus sinensis (East Asian common octopus), 1256 nucleotides long. RefSeq lists its product as uncharacterized. Lineage: Eukaryota; Metazoa; Mollusca; Cephalopoda; Octopoda; Octopodidae. The transcript is spliced from 5 exons. Gene Ontology annotation, biological process: regulation of DNA-templated transcription. The record is from RefSeq and is a predicted model, not a curated record. Bases 412 to 828 code for a protein of 138 amino acids.